AUCCACACCCAUCCUUCCAUCCACCAUCAGGUCAGGGCAUCACACUUCACACAACAACAACAACUCCUCCUCCUCCUCCACCAUCAGGGAUCGUCUCCACCGCUUGGCUCAACCAACUCCUCUGCUCCUGUUCAAUCGACCCCACCUCUCUCGCUCCUAUUCCACCGGGAUCCCAUUUCCAUCCGGACGAUGGCGGUGAUGACCGACAUGCCCGCGGCCACGGCGCUGCGCGCGCCGGCGCCGGCCCCGGCGGGCUGCGACGGUCAAAAGGACGCCGAGAAGCUGAGGUUCAUCGAGGAGAUGACCUCCGACGUCGACGCCGUGCAGGAGCGCGUCCUGGCCGAGAUCCUGGCCAGGAACGCCGGGACCGAGUACCUCGCCCGCUGCGGCCUCGCCGGCGCCACGGACCGCGCCGCCUUCCGCGCCAAGGUGCCCGUCGUCACCUACGAGGACCUGCAGCCCGACAUCCAGCGCAUCGCCAACGGGGACCGCUCGCCCAUCCUCUCCGCGCAUCCCAUCUCCGAGUUCCUCACCAGCUCUGGGACUUCGGCCGGCGAGCGCAAGCUGAUGCCAACUAUCAAGGAGGAGCUCGACCGGCGCCAGCUGCUGUACAGCCUCCUUAUGCCCGUCAUGAACCUGUACCUGCCGGGGCUGGACAAGGGCAAGGCGCUCUACUUCCUGUUCGUCAAGUCGGAGACGACGACGCCCGGCGGGCUGACGGCGCGGCCCGUGCUGACGAGCUACUACAAGAGCGAGCACUUCAAGAACCGGCCGUUCGACCCGUACCACGACUACACGAGCCCCACGGCGGCCAUCCUGUGCGCCGACGCGUUCCAGAGCAUGUACGCGCAGAUGGUGUGCGGGCUGUGCCAGCGCCACGACGUGCUCCGCGUGGGCGCCGUCUUCGCGUCGGGCCUGCUGCGCGCCAUCCGCUUCCUGCAGCUGCACUGGGAGCAGCUCGCCGACGACAUCGAGUCCGGGUCGCUGACCCCGCGCGUGGCCGACCCGUCCGUCCGGGACGCCGUCGCGCGCGUGCUCCGCGGGGACCCGGAGCUGGCGCGCUUCGUCCGCGCCGAGUGCUCCCGCGGCGACUGGGCGGGCAUCGUCACCCGCGUGUGGCCCAACACCCGGUACCUGGACGUGAUCGUCACCGGCGCGAUGCAGCAGUACAUCCCCACCCUGGAGUACUACAGCGGCGGCCUCCCCAUGGCGUGCACAAUGUACGCCUCCUCCGAGUGCUACUUCGGGCUGAACCUCCGGCCCAUGUGCCGCCCGUCGGAGGUGUGCUACACCAUCAUGCCCAACAUGGGCUACUUCGAGUUCCUCCCCGUGGACGAGGCGAGCGGCGUGGCCCCCGGCGACGCGGCGCAGCUGGUGGACCUGGCCCGCGUGGAGGCCGGGCGCGAGUACGAGCUGGUGAUCACCACGUACGCGGGGCUGUACCGGUACCGCGUCGGCGACAUCCUGCGCGUGGCCGGCUUCCACAACGCGGCGCCGCAGUUCCGGUUCGUGCGCCGCAAGAACGUGCUGCUGUCCAUCGAGUCCGACAAGACCGACGAGGCGGAGCUGCAGCGCGCCGUGGACCGCGCGUCGGCGCUGCUCCGCGCGCGCUGCGGCGGCGGCGCGGCGGUGGUGGAGUACACGAGCCACGCCUGCACCCGCAGCAUCCCGGGCCACUACGUCAUCUACUGGGAGCUGCUGGCCACCACCAAGGCCAGCAAGCAGGGGGCGGCGCAGGCCGUGGCGGGCGACGUGCUGGAGCGCUGCUGCCUGGAGAUGGAGGAGGCGCUCAACUCGGUGUAUCGACAGAGCCGCGUGGCGGACGGAUCCAUCGGGCCGCUGGAGAUCCGGGUGGUCCGGUCGGGCACGUUCGAGGAGCUCAUGGACUACGCCAUUUCCCGCGGCGCGUCCAUCAACCAGUACAAGGUGCCCCGCUGCGUCUCCUUCCCGCCCAUCGUGGAGCUGCUCGACUCCCGCGUCGUGUCGCGCCACUUCAGCCCGGCGCCGCCGCACUGGGCGCCAGCUGCUCGCCCGUCGUCCGACUAGACCGCGGU
Messenger RNA from Zea mays, 2054 nucleotides. RefSeq lists its product as uncharacterized. Gene Ontology annotation, molecular function: acid-amino acid ligase activity. Gene Ontology annotation, cellular component: cytoplasm. The transcript has 3 exons. The coding region runs from base 190 to 2046 and encodes 618 amino acids. The record is from RefSeq and is marked validated. Lineage: Eukaryota; Viridiplantae; Streptophyta; Magnoliopsida; Poales; Poaceae.